AUGGCCGCCCCAGCAAUCUCCUCCCAAGCCCUCCUAACCCUCAUGAAAAACCGCCGCACCUACUACGCCCUCUCGAAAUCCUCCCCGAUCCCCAACGACAAGAUCACGGCUAUCGUGCAGGAUGUGCUGAAGCAUUCGCCGAGUAGCUUUAACAGUCAGAGUACGAGGGUUGUGGUGUUGUUUGGGGGGGAGCAUGAUAAGUUGUGGGGGUUUGCUAAGGAGGCUAUUAAGGCUAUUGUGCCUGCUGAUGCGUGGCCUGCGAGUGAGCAGAGACUGAAUGGGUUCUUGGGGGGUUAUGGGACUGUCCUCUUCUUCGACGACCGCACAACCGUCGCAGGCAUGCAACAAAAAUUCGCCCUCUACGCCGACAAGUUCCCCGUCUGGGCCUCGCAAUCCAACGGCAUGACCCAGUACGCCGUCUGGACGGCGCUCGAAGCCGAAGGAUUGGGCGCAAACUUGCAGCAUUAUAACCCGCUGAUCGAUCAGAAGGUCGCUGAGGAGUGGGGAUUGAGCAAGGAUUGGGAGUUGAGCGCUCAGUUGGUGUUUGGGAAGAGGGAGGGGGAGCCCGGGGAGAAGACUUUUAUGCCGAUUGAGGAGAGGGUUAAGGUUUUUGGUGCGUAG
This is a messenger RNA of Mollisia scopiformis, 621 nucleotides long. Its product is annotated as Nitroreductase. The record is from RefSeq and is a predicted model, not a curated record. The coding region runs from base 1 to 621 and encodes 206 amino acids. The transcript has 2 exons. NCBI's taxonomy places the organism in Eukaryota, Fungi, Ascomycota, Leotiomycetes, Helotiales, Mollisiaceae. Gene Ontology annotation, biological process: cellular response to oxidative stress.